Molecule: messenger RNA, 1320 nt
Organism: Leptosia nina
Lineage: Eukaryota; Metazoa; Arthropoda; Insecta; Lepidoptera; Pieridae
Source: the annotation of a GenBank genome assembly
AUGACGUUAGAUAAUUUGGAGUCACACAGUCCACAAUGUCAGUUCUUCGUAUUGAGAAAAAAACGAUUAUGCCGUAUGACCGUGCGUCCUGGACACAGUUAUUGUGGAGAGCACCAGCCUGAUCCGGGCGCCGACGGAAACAAUGUAGAUAGUCGAAUACCUUGCCCCAACGACCCUAAACAUACCUGCUUUGCAAGUAAGCUAGCUAAGCAUCUCACAAUAUGUAACGCCCGUCUGGAAGAACAUCCAGCAUACAUCCAGAAAAAUGUUAAUACAAUAACUGAGGACAGUCCUCCUAAAAAGUCUCUCACUGAGAUCCCUCUAUUGGAGCUGAGAGCACUAACUAAAAAGGUUAACCAGUUAUUUGAGCAAUAUGUACAAAAUGAAAUAGAAACCCUCACUGACAGAGACAUACAUCCAGUAGUAGUGGAGGAAUUCGCUUUAAGUGGGCGAACAGAGAGCUCCCUCCGCCAUUUGAGACAGGUAUCCAGGCUAAUGUAUGUUAUUGAGGAAGAAGAAAUGGUACAAGAAAGUACUUGCUAUGUGGAACUGGGAGCUGGGAAAGGUCAACUUUCAUAUUUUGCAUGGCAGGCUUGGUGUGCUACUUCGAAGAAUAGUCGGGUCUUGUGUGUAGAAAGAGCCUCACUCAGACAUAAGCAUGAUAACAAAAUUCGUAAUAUAUUGCGAGAAUCAAAUCCAAAAUCUACCAAUUCUGCCCAAGCCAAUGAUGGUAACAUAUCCAUUAUGGAUGAAUCAACCCGACUACGAGCAGACCUUGCUCACCUCUUAUUACAUGCUGUGCCUUCCGUUGAAAUAUGCAAAAAUGUUGUGGGUUUUGCUAAACAUUUGUGUGGAGUUGCCACAGAUUACUCUUUGAGAUGCUUGGUAUCACCUGGAGUGAUAAGUAAGACUCAGGGGAUUUUAAUUGCAACCUGCUGUCAUCAUCGAUGCCAGAGAGAUGGUUAUGUGGCAAAUGAGCAUCUUUUGGAUCUGGGCUUAAAUGCAGAGGAGUUUAACAUAAUUUUGGGUGUGGUAUCAUGGGCGACCUGCGGAGAUGGACGCAGCCGCAGUAAGAAAACAGAACCUAAGGAAACAAGCUCCGAUCGUUCACCAGAUACGACUACAACCGUCGGAUCUAAGGGUCUUGGGUUAUCUCGUGAAGAACGUGAAGAGAUAGGGCGACGCGCAAAAGCCUUGCUGGACUGGGGUCGAGUGCUUUAUCUUCGAAAGUGCGGAUUCAGUGCUCAUCUUGCCCAUUAUGUCCCUAACACUGUGUCACUUGAAAACAUUUGUAUCAUAGCCAAACGAGAGACUCCAUAA